Molecule: messenger RNA, 3385 nt
Organism: Polypterus senegalus (gray bichir)
Lineage: Eukaryota; Metazoa; Chordata; Cladistia; Polypteriformes; Polypteridae
Product: serine protease HTRA2, mitochondrial-like
Exons: 8
Coding region: 336-1655 (439 amino acids)
Biological process (GO): proteolysis; positive regulation of apoptotic process; programmed cell death
Cellular component (GO): mitochondrion
Molecular function (GO): serine-type endopeptidase activity; protein binding
Source: RefSeq, a predicted model, not a curated record
GACCGUCUACUUGGAUGUUCAGGCUAAUCAUGUGAUUGAUGACGCAUUACAUCGCGCCGGUUGUAAAUCAGACCGCUUCGAAACUACUGACGUGUAAACCUAUUUGUGCUGUCCGAUAUAUCUGUUUGGAAGUUGUGGCCUCUUUAAUUAGUUAUUUUUUAAAUUGUAUUCCUGUAUAGGUUUGUUUCAUUAAUUUACUUUAUUUAUAGGGACUCUUACUUUGCCAUAAAACUACUAUUUUGACACAGUUAUCAACAGGAAGCUGUUCCUUUUUGUCUUACCGCGAGCUUCUGUCAUUUCUAGCGCCCAAGUAGCGGAGUGGUGGACCGGUGGCGAUGGAAUCACGUUGCACUUGCGGCUUUCUUUCGGCAGUGAGGCGGUGUGUUCGUCAGUCUCGGGACUUACAGAUACUUUUCCGGGGUCUUAGUGGCACGACACCGCUUUCAUCUAGUUUUAAGGCCGUUUCAGGAGCGGCAACAUCAGAUGAACCAGAACCUGAUAAUUCAGGGGGUAGCGGUGGGGAAAGGACAAGCGGUGGAUGGUCGGCCAGUCUCUUUAGGACUGCCUGUGCUAUUGGACUCGGAGUCUGUGGCGUGGCAGUGAUUCAUUCCCGACGAGAGAAAGAAGGACUGGUCGGCGUGAAUGGAUCUUUUCUUGGUCUGCCUUCAGCCGCCUGCGCUGCCCCAUUCAAGCCGGACAGCCCCAGAUACAAGUAUAAUUUUAUUGCUGACGUAGUGGAGAGGUCCGCACCUGCUGUCGUUUACAUCGAGAUUGUGGGGAGGCAUCCUUUUUCUGGCCGUGAAGUUCCGAUUUCAAAUGGUUCAGGAUUUAUCAUCGACAAAGAUGGCUUAAUAGUAACUAAUGCUCAUGUGGUUGCUAAUAAGCGAGGAGUGCGAGUAAAGCUGGCCAAUGGGGACACUUAUAAUGCCAUGGUAUUGGAUGUAGACCAAGUUGCAGACAUUGCUACCAUCAAAAUUAAUGCAAAGCAUCCACUCCCAACUCUUCCUCUUGGGGUUUCAUCAAGCUUGCGCCAAGGGGAGUUUGUUGUAGCAAUGGGAAGUCCAUUUGCAUUGCGUAAUACCAUCACUUCUGGAAUUAUCAGCUCUGUGCAAAGGGAAGGUCGAGAACUUGGCCUUUCCAACUCUAAUAUGGACUAUAUUCAAACAGAUGCGGCCAUUGAUUUUGGAAACUCUGGAGGACCACUUAUAAAUUUGGAUGGUGAGGUUAUUGGUAUUAAUACAAUGAAAGUGACAGCAGGAAUCUCCUUUGCAAUUCCUUCGGACUACCUCAGGCAGUUCCUCAACAGAGCGGAAGAGAAAAAGAAGUCAUGGUUUAGUGGUCAAGAGCCAAAGAGACGCUAUAUUGGUGUAAUGAUGCUGACAUUGACUCCCAGCAUUAUUGGGCAGCUGAAGGUUCGGGACCCCAGUUUCUCUGAUGUGAUGCAUGGUGUAUUAAUUCACAGGGUCAUCAUUGGAUCUCCUGCUCACAGAGCAGGGAUGAAACCUGGUGACAUUGUUCAGGAGAUAAAUGGAAAACUUGUGAAGACUGCUGAAGAACUCUACAGUGCCGUCCGCACAUCUGACAGCCUUAAUAUGGUGGUGAAGCGUGGCCAUGAUGUACUUAUGCUUCACAUGACACCAGAGUUCACAGAAUAGAUGGGGCCUGGAAGUGAGAGGUGGAGUUGGGGUUUCGGAAAGAUAACACUCCUCUUAGGAAAGACCUUAAAAGAAAAAAAAACAAAACUUUAUUUUUAAAAUGUUCUCUAUGGGCUACACCAUCACAACUGGGUUUAUAAAACAAAAAUGUGAAUUGAAUCCACUGGCCUAAUACGUUUUUGUAUAAUUAAAAGCAAACCUUGCAUGUCGAUAUUUUUGUCUCCACUAGAGGACUCUGCUUUCCAUAAAAUGUAAACGCACAUCAGUACGUACAGUAGGUCGUGCUAUUUAAAGGUGUACAUUUCUGUCCAUGGAGGGCCCUGUUGAGUUUUCAUUUUACCUGCGAGGUUUGUGAACUCUUUUAUAUAAACCUGAUGUGCAUUAUAUAAAAACAACAGUAAAUUGUAAUAUAUAUGUCAUAAGCACUCUCACUUGGUUAAUCAAAGGUGUUAAAUAACAAAAUACAGUGUACUUUAUUCAGGAUUGGCUCCAUCCCCUUGGAAUCCUAUAAUCUGAUGAAGCCAUUUUGAAAAAUCGAUGAACCCAAAGAAAAUGAAAAGAAUCUUAAAAAAAAAUCACUGAGUGAUCAUAAAUCUUCCUUUGAAUUCUUUUUAAUCUUAAGAUGCUUUUCCUUUUUUGUUAGCUAUGCAGCAUUUUAAUAGUAUUGUAAUUAUUACCGUAUAUGGUUGUGAUUUUCUUAAAAUGUAUUGAUUUAUAUUUAGUUUAUCUUGUCUGAAAUCCUAUGGACAUUGACAUUGUUUACACUUUUAAGCAUCGAGCGACGUACUUUUGUGAGGAACAUCAAACUGUAAGUCAUGUAUAUACUUUUUGUAGUUUUUAUUGUUGAUAUUCAGUUAUUUGAGCCUCAUCACUUUUUAUUAAACUGCUUCUUGGAAAAGGUUUGUAUGGCUGGAGAGUGGCGAUAUUUUGCAUGUUGGGUUGAGAUACAAGUAUGAAUUUUUCAGUUUUCUGUAUAAUAUUACUACUACUACUGCCUUACUUGCAGUUUGUUAUAAAUGCGCUUAAUGCCAAUAAGAUACUAAAUCUUUUAAGUCAAGAUGAAAUCAUGCGAUGCCAUUACCAUCUAAAUAAAUCAAUCGUUUAGGCAUAUGCUUUUAUUUCAAUUUUUAUUUUAAUGUGCUAGUAAAGAUAAUAGCAGUUUGUCAUGUUUGCUUUAUUCUGAUGUAGUUAAUUAGUACGUUUUAAAACUUUAUAGUUCUAAUGCAGCAAUAACCUUAUUUAGAUGAUGCUAAAUGUUUGGUUUUAGGAUAAUAAACUUCGUUCUGCAAGGUCCCAAAAUAACCGAUAGGAAUGUGCUGUGAAGUAGCAACACAUCCGCUUUCUGUUUACAUUUUUCAUUCUUGAGGCUAUUGUUUCUUAUGUGUAAUACUAAACGUAGAGCGGGAGGAAAUAAGAAGUUACACACUUGUGAGUUGUAGUCUUUGAGUUCUGUUGGGGUGUCAGGUUAGCCUCACUUCUGCUGCAGGUGGGACAUUUGUGACCACAUUUCUAUGUAGUCCGGUGGUCCGUAGUCGUGCUCAGCGCACUUUUAGGAAUGAAUGACUGAUCAGUGUAAGAAGUGUACAUUAGUAACCUAAGAUUCACAAACCUAGUCAUCCAUUUCAUGGUCACAGGAGCAGGCCGUGCCUAAAUCUGACAUACUAGCUGUAAAAAGCCCGGGGUCCUAGAAACUAUUGAAAUUGUCAUAAAAAAAAAAAAAACCCUGAAAU